AAUUAAGUUUUAGGAGUGUACAAUUUGAUAUGACCUAGGAACAAGUAAGGUCAAAUUGGGGUAAACCUUUUGGGUGUAUCCCAUUUCUGCAACUGUUCUUCAUACAGACCAACUGAACCAAGCGUCUUCACAAGUCUAUAUGUAGGACAGUAUUGGAAUUACAGUUGGACUUCAAAGGCUAGCAGUUUUAUAAAAGGACUGCUGGUUCUACACCAAUCUCUGGUUUGGGGGAAGGACUCCCAAUAGACAAGCCAGAAACCAAGGACAAAUAAAAAAUUUUUACCGUUGGAAGAUGAAUCUUAUGUAGCAGAUACUCUUGGAUUAAACUUCUGGACCGGUCUUUACCAUGUCUCUGAGCAAGACCCUCGAGCUGGAGCACUUUGAUGAACGGAACAAGAUCCGCCGCGGACGCUCCACCCGGCCCAAGAGAGAUGACUCGACAGGCAGUGGCGGAGGUUCAGGUCCCAGCUCCAGGGGUAGUAGUCUGGUUCCAAGCCCCGCCCACAGCGCCAACUGCAGCUACUACCGGACCCGAACACUGCAGACGCUCACCUCGGAGAAACGGGCCAAAAAGGUCAGAUUCUACCGCAACGGAGACCGGUACUUCAAGGGUCUGGUGUAUGCCAUUUCCAGUGACCGCUUUCGCUCCUACGAUGCGCUGCUGAUGGAGCUGACACGCUCAUUGGCUGAUAACCUUCAUUUGCCGCAAGGAGUGCGCACAAUCUACACCAUAGAUGGCAGCAAAAGGAUCAGCACUAUGGACGAACUGGUGGAAGGCGAGUGUUACGUCUGUGCGUCUAACGAACCGUACCGCAAGGUCGACUACACCAAGAUCUCCGUUCCGAGCUGGAAGCCCGGAGCCGGAGCCGGGGCCGGUGCCGGUGCGGCGAGCUCCACCCGCUGCACCACCACAGUGUCCACCGGGGUGUCGGCGGGCAGCGGUGGCACCACAAGUGUCGGCAGCAGCGGGGGCACCGGCACUGGCACCGGCGGCUCCAGGGAACGUCCCGAAAGCCGCGAGGGCAGAGAGAGCAAGGACUUCAUCAAGCCCAAGCUGGUGACGGUGAUUCGCAGCGGCGUGAAGCCGCGCAAGGCGGUGAGGAUCCUGCUGAACAAGAAGACGGCGCACUCCUUCGAGCAGGUGCUCGCCGACAUCACCGAGGCCAUCAAGCUGGACUCCGGCGCCGUGAAGCGGUUGUACACGCUGGACGGAAAACAGUUGACUUGUCUGCAGGAUUUCUUUGGCGAUGACGACGUGUUCAUGGCGUGCGGCCCGGAGAAGUUCCGUUACGCUCAGGACGACUUUGUGCUCACACACACUAACAAAACACAGGCUUUUGUCAGCGAGUGUCGGGCUAAAUCUCGCUCUGCUGCUCCACCCAUGAAAACUACACCUCCCAAGAUUCCGAGCGGUUCUGGUUUCUGCUCCUCAAAGACGCCGCCUAAAGGCCCGACCAGGACAAAGUCUCCUGGUCCAGCCAAUGAGGCGUCAGGAUCACAGUCAGGUGGGAAGUCCACCAGGUCAAGCCCCUCCCCCACCAGCCCUGGGAGCCGACGCAGCCUCAAGAUUUCUCCUCGCAGGACAUCGUCCACUGACGUGAACGGAGACGCCGAGCAGCUGGACGAGGACACCACUGUCGAAGUUAACGGAAAUCGAUCGGUCUCUUCAUCCAUCAUCAACGACAAGUACAAAGUCGGGAAGGUGAUCGGAGAUGGAAACUUCGCGGUUGUGAAGGAGUGCGUGGAGAGGUCGACGGGUCAAGAGUUUGCGCUGAAGAUCAUCGACAAAGCUCGGUGCUGUGGGAAGGAGCACCUGAUAGAGAACGAGGUGGCCGUGCUGCGGCGAGUCCGACACCCGAGCAUCAUCCAGCUCAUCGAGGUGGACGACACGCCCACUCAGCUCUUCCUGGUUAUGGAGCUCGUCAAGGGUGGCGACCUCUUUGACGCCAUCACCUCGUCCACCAAGUACAGCGAGCGCGACGCCAGCGCCAUGAUCUUCAACCUGGCCGGAGCCGUGAAGUAUCUGCACCGCAUGAAUAUCGUCCACCGAGACAUCAAACCAGAGAACCUGCUGGUUUGUGAAUAUCCAGACGGCACGAAGUCUCUGAAGUUGGGUGAUUUUGGUUUGGCGACGGUGGUGGAGGGGCCGCUCUACACGGUUUGUGGCACGCCCACGUACGUCGCCCCGGAGAUUAUCGCAGAGACCGGCUACGGUCUAAAGGUAGACAUCUGGGCCGCGGGAGUGAUCGCCUACAUCCUGCUGUGUGGAUUCCCUCCUUUCAGAAGUGAGAACAAUGUGCAGGAGGAGCUUUUCGACCAGAUCCUCAGAGGGAAGCUGGAGUUUCCAUCUCCAGACUGGGAUGCCGUCAGUCUGCCUGCUAAGAUGCUGAUUAGUCAGAUGCUGCAGGUGAAUGUGGACGCUCGUUUCACCGCAGAGGAGGUCCUGUCACAUCCCUGGGUGACGGAUGAAGCUCCCGUUGACUCCACCACUGUGAGCAGCACUGAAGACCAGAGCAGUGCAGACGCACUGGAACCAGAACACGACGACUCACCGAUACUGGAGACCAAACAAGUUCCCUCACCUCUGGUCUGAAACGCCACCCCCGCCCCUCCCCCCUUUAUCACCGGGAAACUUAACACAACAAUUCAUAAAUAAAUAAAAUAAGAUAUGGAAGCUACAUGUCCGGUCCAAGACAAAACAUAGUUUCACCUACUGGGGAUUCUUCUACAAGAGACCGAACCAGUUCCCUCACCUCUGGUUUGAAACACAGUCCCCUUCCUCAUCUGGAAACUGGAUACAAUGCAAUUAAUUUUACCUGCAAACCAAGAGAGUUCAAUCAAAACAUCCUGUUUUCAUCUUUUGGAAACAAAAAUGACCAUGAGGUCCAAGACAGAACAUGGUUUCACUAACUGGAAACCAACAAAGUUCUCUGAAAUCUGAUCUAAAAGACACCAGAAACAAGAAUUCUCUCCAUGAUUUUUGACCAUUAAAACAACUCCCACGGUCUUCUUCUGAAAACCUUCUUCUUCUAAGGACCCAACCCGUUUCUACGUUUUUGAUCAAGAACACGUCCGUUUAAACCAAUGGAAACCAAACUUAGUUUGGAAGGACAGCCUCACCUUCUAAGUUCCUGUUUUUUUCCCUUUAAUGAAUUCGGGUUCAUGAAACCCAUUUUAUGAACCAAGUUCCAUCACCCAUCAUCAAGAAUUUCUAGAACUUCUAUUGUAUUGGUUCUAUUCAACAUCAAAUUGGGCUCCCACUCUGGUCUAGAACAGGUCACACUUUGUUGAACGGAAACCAAAUAGGUUCCCCUUAAAUCUGUUCCAGAGAACCUUCAGUAUCUUUAACUAGCAACCAUGAAAUCUCCGACACCUCCCGUCCAGUUUCAUCUAAUUUUCUCGAUUUACUGGAAACCAAACACGUUAUCUGGCCUCCAGUCCAGAACCUUUUUAGUAGCUUCUGCUCAAAAGCAUUCCUUGGUCUUCAAAGGAAAAUCCACUUUACCUUCUGGAAACUGGACAGAUCUCAUCACCAUGCUGUUUGCAGAAGAAAACAACUCAAGUUCCUCUAGUGUUAUUGGUUGUGCGAGACACGAAAUUAAGUUUCAUCACCACUGAAUGGAGGAUGUUUAACGACAUCAACACUGGAACACCAUGAAGGUGCUAAUGGACUGGUUCACCACCCAGAGAUUCAUGGGCCGUCAUCAAAUAGAACUUUCCGAACCUCUGAUCGGAAUGACUCAAAAAGUUCUGGAGACCAUUUUCAUGUGGUUUAACACAGGUGAUUCAGUUAUAGGACACUCCCUCUGGUUCAGGGAUUGGAUUCUUGGUAGUCCCUGCCUCUCUGCAACCAGGAUGUCUUCCAUUUAUCUGGGAAACGUCCCAUUUCUCCUGCCUUCACCUUCCUGCUCUCCUCCUACUGCCUGAAGGACGUUUCUUCUUCUUCUUCUUGGCGUCCACUAAUAGGAGGAGACGUUCAAUUACUGUGCCUGUUUACGCUGCUGAUAAAAUCCUCCCCCUCAUGUCCCAAAUCUCUGCGCUCCUCAGAACCUAGAACGUCUCAUUUACUGUCCACAUUCAAGUGGCUCGUUGUUUUGUCUAUGUCCGUAUGACAUUUGGGCAAAUUUGGGCAGUAUUAUGAAGACAGGAAGAAAUUGAGAGUUUAGCUAAUCCCCUAAAAACAAUGUGUAACGAUAGCGUAGUCGGACAUUCUGUCCCUGAAAUUGAAAUUGCAUAAUUUGCUUGCUAGAGUUAACAAUUUUUUAUCGCAUCUUGGCUCCUUGGAUCUUCCCAUACAGUUAUUUUGUUUUAUUUACUAAAAUCUGGCUAAAUACAAAAAGCGACAAAUUAACAUUUGGAAAAAAACAACAAGCCUUCUUGACAAAACAGGCUUCAACGUGGGAUCUAAAUUUAACAGAAAGACGGCCAAAACGUGUCAUUUUCCAUCUGCAGUAUGAAUGAGCUAACCGAGCUAGCUAAACUACAACCUGCAGCGUAUGGAGGAGAAACACACUGUAUAUACUGUAAAUAUAAUUGUCUGUUGUUGUACGUCUGUGUGAGUCAGUUGUGAUGUCCGAAAAAUAGUAGCAGAAAACAAAAAAACACAAAAUAAAUAAAUCUCAUCGUAGACGCUAGGAGUUAGCACAAAAAAAACCGAAACCUAGUUUUUCCCCUAAAAAAACCCACUAUUAAAUCUUAAAGUGAAAAAAAUAUAUUCCAAGUUGCUAUGGAGAUAUUUUCACACGGCUAGCUAUCAAUUCAAAUAUAUAUUUAAGCAAAAAAAAAAGGGGGCAGAAAAACAGGUUUCUGAAAGGUGUUGACAAGCGCUAACGAAAGAGUUCGUAGCUAUGGCGGACAUCUUUCUUUACGCGGUCUAGUGUCUGAGACGAGACAUAGUGGGCUCACCCACCAAUCACAUCGCUCCAUCCGCACGCCAUCAUUCAUGCCGUCUGUUGAUGUUACGUCAAACCCCGCCGUCCACAAAAAUCACGUCCCCACACACGUGAACUGUCUCAGUGACGGCGAACUCCCAGAUUUACGAAUAAUACCAACAUAGUUUACGAGUAAUUGAGGCAAGAUUCUGGCAGACCACAGUUUGAGAGGAUUAGUUGUUGAUUACAGGGUUUUGAGGGUAAAUGUGUGCUUGUAUACAGAUGAUGCGACGCUGUUAUUUAUGUUUCGCCAAAACGGGUGCUUUUUUCAAAUACAGUUUUUCAUUUCCAAAUAGAAAUAGAAAUUACCACAAGUGGGAUAAAAGACCUAAAUACACAGAAAUAACUCUUUUAACUCAUUAUUUUGCAAAAAUAAACAGGAUCUUUGUUGAGAAACAGUUAAGUUGUGCGAGAACGCAAUUUUUAUGGUGGCAAAGUGUGUGUGCGUGCAUUUGUAAAUAAGUGUGUGUGGUUGACUUGCAUAUUAUGAACGUGUGAGUAUCAAUGUGUGUGUGUGUUUACAUUAAUAGGGGGGUGGGGUCAAACAAAACAAACUUGAAACGUGUCAGUCGUCUUCGGGAUAAUGGUGUUGAGCUGACACAGUGUUGUGACCUCACUAUGACCUUUCCAUGGCCUUUACCUUUGACCCGAGCCACUGGUGAGGAGACGGCAGGAGGGCGGAGCUUAGUGAGCCGUUACAAAAUUGUGUGAAAAUAAGAAAAAAAAUGACGUAAGUAAAAUUUACGUCGGUGACCCAAACCGUUGCAUGUUGUCAAAAAGUUUAGUCUUUCGCCGGGGUGUCAAAACAAUGUCACAAGUUCAACCUUCAAAAUAAAAGUGUUAUGGUUGUAGCCGUUGUAGCAUGGCUACACGUUGGCCCUUCCCGCUAACCUGAAGUGGCUGCCAACUAACAGUAACUACGGCAACUGCUGACCAAACUCGAAGCCCCUCCCUCUCCUCUGAAAUCACCGGUGUGGAAAUAUUUUGCGUUUCUCCCGUGAGUUUUGUCAAAGCACAGGACGUAGACGUAACCACGACAACAACGCCGUUAACACAGGCAACUCUUCAUAAACGUCCUAAAAAUUAAAGUCAUGCUAAAGCGAUAAUAAGCGCUACAGACGUGUUUGUAGCAUCAGUCAUGUGACCUUAUUCCCCCCCCACCCUCGUGAAGAACUGCAGCUCAACUCUUCGUACCAGUGGCUCGACCUCUGACCUUCUAUGCCUGCUAUGAACCCAGUCGUCUUAAUUAUUUUCUCUUUGCUUUAAAAACCAAACGCAGCCUUCUUCUUCUUCUCUUCUGUUGAUGCUGAGCAGCCUCACUCUGGGUCAACGUGCGCCUGAACGCAACAUUCUGUAAACACGAGGUGCAUUCAAUGUCCAGACAAAAAUAAAUAAACAGAAAAGUUUCUUCAGGUUGAAGAACUUUUCUGUCUGACUCUGCCUGACUCAGAUGCGAUGUUUCUAUUUUCCAACUAAAGACUCAAAGUUAUCGACCCGGGGCGGCUGCAAUGGUUCGGCCCUUUGAGUGUGAGAGUGUGUGUGUGUGUGUGUGUGAGACCAUUUCACAUCAUGCCUCAUUUUAGACCAGAGGUCUCAAACUCGUGGACCUCGGGCCACAUUUAGCCUGCCAUUCGAUUUUAUGCGGCGAUUUAUGUUUCGAACAAUGUGUCAUUCCAUAUCAGCACAAACAGAAAUGGCCCUGGCCCUGGCCCUACUGGCCAGACGAGAUGUUCACUGGCCCCCAUGGUCAUUUUAGUUUGAGGCCCCUGAUUUAGACAGAAACUGAUUUCUAUAAAGUGCAGUAGUUGAGUUAAGACUUUAAACACGACUGGUUUUCCUAAAAUGGAAUCUCUUUAUUUAAUUGAAAUGAUUUAACAUUAAAGACAAUCCGUUUUAUUUAAUGUCGAACCCUGACCUUUGACCCUGGCAGCUAAAAAUAACAAAAAACAAAACAAUCUUCAUUGAAUAAAUCCUGGCGUACUUUUUAUUUUUGGUUGUUUUUUCUCUCUCUGUGGGAUGAUUUUAGGAAAACUAGGAAAACACGUCUCAGCGUGGACGGAGACAACGGUGUUUUGAGGACACGUUGUUGCCCACGGCAACGCUGAUGUGUAACGUGAAGUGUGUCGAUUUGAAACAUGUAUGUUUGUUGGGGACAAAAAAACAAAACAAACGAUUGUUUGUAUCAUGAAAAGACUGAAAAUAAAAUGGAUGCAGUGGCAUCAUGUGACCCUG
Messenger RNA from Solea solea (common sole), 7163 nucleotides. RefSeq names its product serine/threonine-protein kinase DCLK2-like. The record is from RefSeq and is a predicted model, not a curated record. Gene Ontology annotation, molecular function: protein kinase activity; ATP binding. Gene Ontology annotation, biological process: intracellular signal transduction; protein phosphorylation. Bases 347 to 2593 code for a protein of 748 amino acids. Lineage: Eukaryota; Metazoa; Chordata; Actinopteri; Pleuronectiformes; Soleidae. The transcript is spliced from 15 exons. Gene Ontology annotation, cellular component: microtubule cytoskeleton.